GCUUGACACGGCCCGCCCCGGCCGGCCAAUGGGCGCCGCGGCUGCGGCGCUGUUUGUCGCGAGUUUCCCGUUGCGGGCAGAGGCACAGAGUGGCGGCGGGGCGCGGGGUGCCGGGCGGCGGCGGCGGGCGCGCAGCGGGCGGGACGCCGGCCGGGGCAGCGGGCAGCGGGCAGCGGGCACCGGCGGCCGCAGCGGCGGGCGCGUUAGACCGCUGCCAUGAGUAGAGCCCGGGGCCUCGGCUGAGGAGCUUUGCCGUCUCUUAGUAAACACCCCGCACCAAAUGUCCCCUCGGAGCGCCCUGCCAGCUGUUACCUCCGCUCUUUCGGAAGCGUAACGAGGGAAAGAAAAGCAAGGGAAGUUUUGUAUUUAUAUUUUUUAGGCAUUUAAAAAAGAUUCUCCGCCCCUCCUGCCUCCCCCUCCCGCGCUGAGGGCUGUGAGACGGAGUGCAGUGGGGGAGGAAAGGCAGAGGGGCAGAGCCGAAACGGGCUGUCCGGAGCCUUGCCCCGCUGUGUACCUGAGGGUGCUGGAUGCGAGCUCUGCGGAGCUUCUCCAAGCGUAGCAGCAGCAGCUCGGCAGAUGUAGAUGUGUGCGUGUGUGUAUGCUUAACCCUUUCUUGGCUCUUCGGAUUUAUAACAUGCUGAAGAUCCUCACCAAAAAGCUCAGGAACCAGAGUUUGAAUGAAAUUCAGCCUUUCCAGCUAAAGAUCUCCUACCCCCCAAGUGAUGAGGACAGCGACGACUCUGAGGGAGAGAACCAGGAACUUGCUCAGAUUGACAGAGAGAGAAGACGGAAUUGUACCUUGACCCCUCUGGCCACCAACCAGCUUCAGAAUCAGGAGAAUCAAUGCUGCAAGGUUCGGGCUCUUUUCCAUGCGAGCCUGGAUCGCCACAGCUCAGAAGAGGAGCUAGAGCGUAUCAACCGAGAAUUCGCUGCUGAGAAACGAAAGUGGUCCCAGGUCAGCAGGCUUGCCUGCUGCAGUGACAACAACAACACAUCCUCCAGUGACGAAGAAGUGAAGAACUUGUGCGCCAUGUCCUUCCGGCCUGUAGCAGAACAGGCUGAUAGCCUACAUGCUAGCCCAAGCCCUGUGCUCUUCAGUGCCUCCCCUCCUAAGAGACUCCAGCCCCUGGUGCGGAACCCAGCCUCCAGACCUUUAAUCUUCACGAGCGUCGGGGCAGGCUUUGAGCAAGUCAUGCCUUGUAAAAGACAUCGACAAGGAUACGGGGAUAAGGUCAGCAGGCCCAGCCUGGACCUGGAAAAAAUGCAGCAGAAGAUGCUGCUCAAGAAGAAUUGUGGAGUGAAGACUAGAGUUAUUAAAAUUCGUAGCAUCAACGGAGGCCGCCCGCCACCCCACUUUGUGUAUGAUCCGUCCACCUUUGCCUUCCGUUCCCUCAGCACCUUGAAGCCGCUGAGCCCAAUAGCUCCAGUGGAAGAACCGUCAUGUGCCUACUGAAGGAGUUUCUCCAAAAACCUCAGGAACUGUCAACCAACUGCCUGCCUGGCAGGGAGAAGGGGAGGGAGUGAUGCCCAAGGGGAUGGGUGGGGGGAGAAGGGGACAGUGGCAUGUCUUUGCAAUACAACCUCUCUGGCAGCAGGAAACAGAUGGCUCUGCAGCAGUGCCUGGUUUCAUACCAUUGCCACAUCUGUGUGGUAGCAAAUGGGGAGAUUUGUCUUUCAGGGCAAAAUGAGCCAGUCAGGUUCACAAACCACACAGGUGGCCAUCAAGGCAGUGUCAAACGUGGAUGUGGUAGUUGAAGAUAUCCCUGAGAGGUUCAGUGGCUAUCAUGGCCUACAUGGCAGCAGUGAUGAGGAGUCAGGUUGUAAAAGCAAGUCCAGUUGGUUUCCCAGGAGCCUACAGUGGUUUGCUAUAGACCAAACCCUUCUUCUACUCAGAAACAGCCUCAGGAUUGGAGACAGGUGUUAGACAGGGCAGCCUGCAAAGCAAGGAAGGCUACUUUUUCAGAUUGUUAAAAUUCCGUUCACUUUAAGCUGUCUUGAGUGGAAGACUCUGGGAGAUGGAGGUGGAGGGGGUAACGGGCAAAUCUGUAGGUGCAUGUCCCAGUUGGUGUGCUGACAACUCACUGAUCUCAUCUAAAAGUGGAUUCAAAUGAGAGACUUGAGCAAAUGAAUGGUCUGUGUUCAGCCAUCCAAGGAAACACAGCACUCACCUUCAGUCCUCUCAUGGCACUGUCAGAGAGAAGGACUUGGGGGUGACUGUGUGCUCCUGGGUCUCAUCUCUGUUGAGGCUGUCUCUGUUCUAGGAUAUGUAAUGUUUAUCCGUAGCAUUAUCCCUAUACUCAGCUGCUCCUAAGUGAUGCUGAUUGUAGCUGGUAUCAGCAGACUCAACCAAAUCAAAUGUAUCUGGCAGGCCUUCUAAACCCCUGUUAUACUGGCUAUUAAAUUCAGAUUGACUCCCAGUGGAGCAUGUAUACCCAGAUACAGCAUGAAGUGGGAGAAUGGGGUCUCCAACUUGUAGCUGACUUGUAGCCAUCUGUUGGUAGAAGAAACAGGAGGAAGGUUUGGAUGAUGCUGUGGGCCACUUCCUUUCUGUAGACACAGUCCUAAGGCAGUUGGGACCAUGCUAGGCCUCAUUGCCACUGGAACUUGAUUGGGUUCUGGCCUUGAGACACAUGCAUGCUUUGUGCUACAAGGCAGCAGCAGCUAAUGAGAGAAGCUCUCAGCUCCCUUGGUGAGGCAUAGGAACAAGGCAUUUCCCCUUGCUGCACCUGACUGGUCCGUGUUGCCAGCCUCUGGUGAAGAGAGUAACCUCUUCUUCUAGGCAUUCCUCGCCUUGAGCCUGUAUCUGGCUGGGUGCAAGGGGGAGCAAGGAGUUUACUCCUUGUCUGGAUCAAGAGGAGCAACUGUGAGUAAUAGAAAUCAAUUUUAUUUUUAAAUAUUCUCCAGUGUGGAGGUCUUUGAUGCCACUAUUUGGAUGAGACAAAUAGUCAGUCCAGCUCCCCAUAGGAGGGCCACACAGUGAUCCAGCAUUGCAUCUGGUACUUUCUGGGCCCUUCGUUGCAUAGAGACCCUUGGGGAAAAGCCCAAAGGCCUUAUAGGCCUGGGAACCUGAAUUCCCCACCCCUGCCCUCCUCCCUCCCCACUGCCUCUCACUCAGGCAGGCAGAACAGCUGGGCAAGGCGGUGAGGGGAUGCAUGUCCCGAUGCUGCCCUGACUCUGCCUGCCCUUUUGCUGAAGACCUUCACAGCUGUGCUACCCCCUGCACCAGCACCACCUCCAAGGGGGCUGCUUUGGUUUGUUGGUGAGGUGCCUCUGGCAAAGCCUAUGUGAGUCCCUGCAGAAUUCACUUCCUCCAAAACAAGGCUGAUUCCUUUCUUGAUUCCUCCCACCCCUGUAGAGACUCUGCUUAUCUCAUUUUGAUGACACAUCUCAGCUUUUUAACUGCUGCCAGAUCAAACUGACCAUUGCAGGACAGGAACUGUUACCUCCUUGGACCAAACCUCUGUGCUCAAAAGAAGGGACAGCCGUAGUCUAGUUGGUACCCAUCUUGAGAGGUAUGUUUCACAUGCAGAUGGCUGGAGUGACAGCUCCCUGCCUCUUGCUGGUGCUCCCAGGCUUCACUCAGUGCUGCUGAAACGGGAGCUGCAGAGGUGCUUGGCCCAGGAGACAUGUUGCUACCAGCCUACAGGUGCUGCAGGCUGCCUUCUCCUGGAAGGGGCCCAGGAAGUGGGAGCAGGGAACAAAGAUGUCCUGCCAAUAUUGUUGCCUUCUAGUACUUUUGUAACUUUUCUCUGUCUUUUCUUUUUCAAUCAGAAGGAAAAAUAAAAAUAAUGAAAUAAAGUGUAACAGCUGCUAUAUUCA
Dromaius novaehollandiae (emu) is the source of this 3819-nucleotide messenger RNA. RefSeq lists its product as uncharacterized. The record is from RefSeq and is a predicted model, not a curated record. Lineage: Eukaryota; Metazoa; Chordata; Aves; Casuariiformes; Dromaiidae. The coding region runs from base 599 to 1453 and encodes 284 amino acids. The transcript has 5 exons.